This is a messenger RNA of Durusdinium trenchii, 348 nucleotides long. NCBI's taxonomy places the organism in Eukaryota, Dinophyceae, Suessiales, Symbiodiniaceae. The record is from the annotation of a GenBank genome assembly.
AUGACUGACAGGUUCUGGGAAAGAACGAGGCAGGGAAAGGGCACCUACGAACAGGUACAUGAGAUAGUGUAUUUUUCAGCGAAAGUUACAUCAAUCAAGUACUGGCAGCCGGUGCUGCUUAGCACAGCAACGCAAAACAGUUUUCUGCUUGCACAAUGCUUAUUGGCAACUGCAGGAGUGCAUCUGGAGCAGCAGCCGCACAUGCAGAAUGGCCUUAAUGUAGUAGAGCCACAUCUGAAAUCUGAAGCUGCAAAUGUAGAAGAGCAGACUUGCAAGCUGCAAGUGCGUUUGCGGCAGACUUGCGUGCUGCAGAUGUACAAGUCUCAAGUGUGGUACUUGGACAUGUAG